GUCACUCCCCUCGGUGAGGGAGGCAGCCCCGCCCCUGCCUUGCCGGCUCACCUUUCGAAGAUGGCGGCGGUGGGCACCGGGGUCCUUGGGUGGGGCUGAAGUCCGGCGCCUCGGCCAGGAAGACUUCCAGCAGCCCGGCUAGGAGGCCGGUCCCGGUCCGGAGAAGAGGGAACCGUGCAAGGAGGGUGGGAAAGAGGCCUCCUCGCACCCAGCACCAUGCUCCGUCGGGUGCUGGACCGGCCGUGUACCUUGGCCCUCCUCAUCGGCUUCCAGUUUGCCUUCAUGGCCUACUUUUCGCUGGGCGGCUUCCGGAACCUGGCCGCCUUCUUCGGGCAUGAGUCCAGCCCCGCCUUCGACUACUCCCGCACCCACGACGUCUACACCAACCUCAGCCUCUUGCCCCAGCAGCCCUGGCCCGGCAGCGGAUCCCCCCACUCGCUCCCCUUCUGCCCAGAGCGCUCACCUUACCUCCUCGGUCCCCUGACGGUGAGCUUCGGCCAGGUCCCGACGCUGGAGCAGAUCCAGGAGAAGAACCCGUUUGUGACCCAAGGGGGCAGGUACCGCCCGGCCGCCUGCGAGUCCCGUUCCCGCACCGCCAUCAUCAUCCCGCACCGCAACCGCGAGACGCACCUCCGCCACCUGCUCUACUACCUGCACCCCUUCCUUCAGCGGCAGCAGCUGCAGUACGGCAUCUACGUUGUACAUCAGGCUGGGAAUGCCACUUUCAACCGGGCCAAGCUCCUGAACGUGGGCGUCAAGGAAGCCUUGAAGGACGAGGAGUGGAACUGCCUCUUUGUCCACGACGUGGACCUCAUCCCAGAGAACGACCACAACCUCUACGUUUGCGACCCCUGGAGCCCUAAACACGUCUCCAUCGCCAUGAACAAGUUCGGCUACAAGCUUCCCUAUCUGCAGUACUUUGGUGGAGUGUCGGCUCUGACUCCGGAGCAGUACCUGAAGAUCAAUGGCUUCCCCAACGAAUACUGGGGCUGGGGGGGAGAGGACGACGACAUCGCCACCAGAGUGCGCCUGGCUGGCCUGAAGAUCGCCCGGCCUCCUCUCUCCACCGGACACUACAAGAUGGUCAGGCAUAAGGGAGACAAAGGCAACGAGGAGAACCCACACAGGUUUGACCUCCUGAUUCGGACACACCGGGCCUGGACUCAGGACGGGAUGAACUCGCUGACCUACACGCUUGUGUCCAAGGAGCUGCUCCCGCUCUACACCAACAUCACGGCCGACAUCGGCGCCAACCCGCGAGCCACCAAAGGCGGGAAGGACCCCUUGCCGGGCCUGCGGGGGAAGAACCUCCAGAGCGGCAGCAACCACGACUUCCGGGAGGAGAUGCUCCGCAAGACGCCCUUCGCCAAGCUCUCCCGGGCCAUGGGUUGGGGCGAAGCCACGAUCCAAGCCCUGAUGGACACGGGAAAGAAGGAGAAGCCCAACGCGAGCCCGACGGCAGGGAAAGCGGGGACGGAACCCCCCGGUUACAUCAAGGAAGCGCCGAAACAUACAGAAGAGAAACAUCGCCUGGAGUCGGGCUCUUCCGGGGAUUCAGCCACAGCCACAACACUGUGGAAGACGGCGAGCAAUCACACUGGUUGAAGCACAUUGAACUGGAUGAAGUGGCCCAAGCGCUCUGAGCCGUGCCUAGACCCAUGUUGACCUCUCCUAAGGCGGGUUCGGCACUGAAGGGCCCAGUUUGGCAUAUUUGGACCACAGAAACCCCGCGUUUCCUUCCCUCCACUUUCGGCAAACGGGAAACGUCAGUCACGACUUCCAGCAAGAGGGGAAUCGGGGUCGCGUUCACUCCUUGGAUCUCUACAUUCACUUUCUUGAUGGGUGGCGGACAAAGCAUGUGUGUUGCUGUGCAAUGGUGGGGUGUCCGGAAUGAGACGAUACGGCAGUUGUAUGUGAAUGAAUCAGGGAACUAGGCUUCACACAAACAGGGAUACGUUGUUCUUGCAAAAGGCCUGGACCUUAUUGCUUUCCCAAACUGGAAGCAGCACUUGGUUUUCGAAAAGGAGGCCAUUUGGCUUUAGAAAAGGAGGCCGAUAUGCUUUCGAAAAGGAGGCCAGUUGGCUUUCGAAAAGGAGGCCGAUUUGCUUUCAAAAAGAAGGCCAGUUGGCUUUCGAAAAGGAGGCCGAUUUGCUUUCAAAAAGGAGGCCGAUUUGCUUUCGAAAAGGCGGCCGGUUGGCUUUCGAAAAGAAGGCUGGUUGGCUUUCGAAAAGGAGGCCGAUUUGCUUUCGAAAAGGAGACCGGUUUGCUUUCGAAAAGGAGGCCGAUUUGCUUUUGAAAAGGAGGCCGGUUGGCUUUCGAAAAGAAGGCUGGUUGGCUUUCGAAAAGGAGGCCGAUUUGCUUUCGAAAAGGAGACCGGUUUGCUUUCGAAAAGGAGGCCGAUUUGCUUUCGAAAAGGAGACCGGUUUGCUUUCGAAAAGGAGGCCGAUUUGCUUUCGAAAAGGAGACCGGUUUGCUUUCGAAAAGGAGGCCGAUUUGCUUUCGAAAAGGAGACCGAUUUGCUUUCGAAAAGGUGGCCGGUUGGCUUUAGAAAAGGGCUGGUUGGCUUUCGAAAAAGAGGCCGAUUUGCUUUCGAAAAGGAGACCGAUUUGCUUUAGAAAAGAAGGCUGGUUGGCUUUAGAAAGGGGCUGGUUGGCUUUCGAAAAGGAGACCGAUUUGCUUUCGAAAAGGAGGCCGAUUUGCUUUCGAAAAGGCGGCCGGUUGGCUUUCGAAAAGGAGACCGAUUUGCUUUCAAAAAGGAGGCUGGUUGGCUUUAGAAAAGGAGGCCUGGCUCGUACAAAUCACAAAUUACUUCACAAAGAGAACCAGAAAAAGGAUGAUCAUGGCUUCGUACUGUUUUUAGCCCAUGUUUGGGCUCCUUCCCCCUGGAAAAUGGAGCUGAAAAGCAGGCACUGAGCUUGGUUUUGCUUCUCCUCGCGCACACAGAUGUUUGCAACUCUCGCGGGCACGUCGACGGGGAGAGAGGAUCCCUCGAUGAGCUUGACGUCCCCAAAUCCUUCCAAAGGUCUAUGCGAUCCCACCAAGCAGUGCGCUGGACCGGCACCGGCACCGCCCGUGCCCACCGUUCAGUGCCUUUGGCUUCUUCGUGUCCAGCAAGACAUUCAUCCAUGCCAGUUCUGUGAUUAGUUUGGAAUAUAAUUAUGUCCUUUAGAGCAAUAACCUCCCGUCCUCGGAAAAUUGGGUCACGUAAAUGCUGCGUCCAGACACUUAGAAUAGCGAGGAGAUACUGAAUCCGUUGGGUUUCUAGGUUCACAGUCACUACUCCAAAAAUGCUGGAAAGAAGUUGUAGUUCUAUGGCAGGCAUGGGCAAACGUGGACUUGAACUCCCACAAUUCCUAACAGCCGGAGGUCCAAAGUUUGCACAUGCCGGCUGCUAUGAGCCAAUCGUCGAUAUACUGAAGGAUGUCAUUGAUGUCCAAAACACCUGGAGGGAGGCUGUUAGGAAUUGUGGGAGUUGAAGUCCAAAACACCUGGAGAAAGGCCCAAGUUGGCCCAUGCCUGCUCUAUGGUCUUGGGCCCCCAACUACUUACUUUCCCAAUUCUUUGCCUUGGGGCUGGCCCCAGCCUGCCCUUUCCCUCCCACCUGCGUCUCACAAUCUCGUCCUCCGUCAAUGGUGUGUGGCUAUUUAUAUUCUUAUUUAUGGAGUUCUCUCUUGCUGUAGCUGCUGCUCUUCCCCAUCCGGUUUUUGAUAAAUCGAUUUUUAGGAAAAAAAUAAAAAUAGUGUCCAAGCCA
Molecule: messenger RNA, 3751 nt
Organism: Anolis carolinensis (green anole)
Lineage: Eukaryota; Metazoa; Chordata; Lepidosauria; Squamata; Anolidae
Gene: b4galt3
Product: beta-1,4-galactosyltransferase 3
Exons: 7
Coding region: 217-1605 (462 amino acids)
Biological process (GO): carbohydrate metabolic process; galactosylceramide biosynthetic process
Cellular component (GO): Golgi apparatus
Molecular function (GO): galactosyltransferase activity
Source: RefSeq, a predicted model, not a curated record